Molecule: messenger RNA, 3214 nt
Organism: Manis pentadactyla (Chinese pangolin)
Lineage: Eukaryota; Metazoa; Chordata; Mammalia; Pholidota; Manidae
Product: 25-hydroxyvitamin D-1 alpha hydroxylase, mitochondrial
Exons: 9
Coding region: 954-2480 (508 amino acids)
Biological process (GO): cholesterol metabolic process; cellular response to peptide hormone stimulus; glucocorticoid biosynthetic process
Cellular component (GO): mitochondrial inner membrane
Molecular function (GO): oxidoreductase activity, acting on paired donors, with incorporation or reduction of molecular oxygen; iron ion binding; monooxygenase activity
Source: RefSeq, a predicted model, not a curated record
GAGGGACUGAGGGUGGAGACCCUCUCCUUUUUCAUGUUGACCUUCGAUUCCAGAACUUAAAGAAUAGCAGCUGACUGGCUGGCACAGAGCCUAAUGGGGGUGGGGUGGGGGAGUCAGAAACAGAGAGCCAGACUGAAGGAUUCUGAGGCUUAAAGUAGAAAGGACUGCUGACUAGAAAGCGCCACAAAGGGGACUGAAUCAGCUGGAGAUUCAGAGCAUUCAUUAGACCUUGCUUCAUCUAGGAGCCAGGAGAAAUCUCUGAACUUUUCUAUUUUUCAAAAAGUUCCUUUCUGCUCCUUAAGCCCUACAUUCCCAUGGCUGGAAGGAUAGGACCCCCUUACUCCCAGGAACAAAGAUGAAGGCUCCUGAAGCCAUCCAUUUUAACCUAUCAACCCACCCACCAUCUGCCCAGUGUCAGGUACAGGGGGAGGGGGAAGUGUGCUAGUGUAGGAAAAUUCUGCUCCCAUACAGAGAAGGUGCAGCCAGAUGGAGCCAAGAAUAUGGGGACCGCUACAGCUGUGCCUCUUCCCUUUCCGAAGGUGCUGAAGGAUGGGGAAUUCCUGAGGAUUGGCCCUGAGAGGGGCUGACUCCCUGGGGAAGUGGUGGGAACACCAGCUGACUCUGUCUUGGUCUCCUAAGUCUCACUAGCCCUUCCCAGAAAGAGAUCUUUAGGCUGCUGGACUAGGGUAUCAGCCCAGGAAGAGAAACAGGCAGGCCACCCCUCCCGAGAGAGUCAUUGCAGCCUGAGACCCAAGGGAGCCACGGAGGCAGCUCCAGCCCCACCUACCAUUCCUGAGUGCUAAUCCCCACCUCGGACCACUCUGAAGAGGGGAUUGGCUGAGGAGCUUGGAGGGGGGCGUCACCACUGUCUUGCCCAAGGAUUAUAUAGAGACUCAGAAAAGCCGGCAAGAUACUCCAGUUUAUCAUCUUACGCGGGUUUUCUGAAGGAGACCAUGACCCAGACCCUCAGGCUAGCCUCAAGAGUAUUCCAUCGCGUCCGCUGUGCUCCCGAGCUAGGGGCCUCAUUGGGCUCCCGAGGGUCCGGUUCAGCGCCCCGGAGCUUGGCGGACAUCCCAGGUCCCUCCACGCCUGGCUUCCUCGCUGAACUUUUCUGCAAGGGGGGUCUGUCGCGGCUACACGAGCUGCAGGUGCAGGGCGCCGCGCGCUUUGGACCAGUGUGGUUGGCCAGCUUCGGGACGGUGCGCACUGUGUAUGUGGCGGCCCCUACUCUCGUCGAGCAGUUGCUGAGACAGGAAGGUCCCCAGCCCGAGCGCUGCCGCUUCUCACCCUGGGCCGAGCACCGUCGCCGACGCCACCUGGCUUGCGGGCUGCUCACUGCGGAAGGCGAAGAAUGGCAGAGGCUCCGCAGCCUCCUGGCCCCGCUCCUCCUCCGCCCUCAAGCGGCCGCUCGCUAUGCCGGGACCCUGAACAACGUGGUCUGUGACCUUGUUCGGCGACUACGACGUCAGCGGGGACGGGGCUCUGGGCCUCCCACUCUGGUUCGGGACGUAGCGGGAGAGUUUUACAAGUUUGGUCUAGAAGGCAUAGCGGCGGUGCUGCUGGGUUCGCGCCUGGGCUGCCUGGAGUCCAAGGUGCCCCCAGACACAGAGACCUUUAUCCGCGCGGUGGGGUCGGUGUUUGUGUCCACGCUGUUGACCAUGGCGAUGCCCAACUGGCUGCACCGCCUCGUGCCCGGACCCUGGGACCGCCUUUGCCGAGACUGGGACCAGAUGUUUGCAUUUGCCCAGCAGCACGUGGAGCAGCGAGAGACUGAGGUAGCCCUGAGCAGUCAGGCAAAGCCUGAGGCGGACAUGGGAUCUGGAGCUCACCUGACCUACUUCUUGUUGCGGGAAGAGUUGCCUGCGCCAUCCAUCCUGGGGAACGUGACAGAGCUGCUACUGGCUGGAGUGGACACAGUGUCCAACACACUCUCCUGGGCUCUAUAUGAACUCUCUCGGCACCCAGAAGUCCAGACAGCGCUCCACUCUGAGAUCACAGCUGCCCUGGGCCCUGGCUCUGAUGCCCACCCCCCAGCCACUGCUCUGUCCCAGCUGCCCCUGCUGAAGGCUGUGAUCAGGGAAGUGCUGAGACUGUACCCUGUGGUACCUGGAAAUUCCCGUGUCCCAGACAAAGACAUUCAUGUGGGAGACUAUAUUAUCCCCAAAAAUACGCUGGUCACACUUUGUCAUUAUGCUACUUCAAGGGACCCUGCCCAGUUCCCAGAGCCAAAUUCUUUUCAUCCAGCACGCUGGCUCAGGGAAGGCCCAGCCCCCCAUCCAUUUGCAUCUCUUCCCUUCGGGUUUGGCAAGCGCAGCUGCAUGGGGAGACGCUUGGCAGAGCUGGAGCUGCAAAUGGCUUUGGCCCAGAUCUUGAUCCACUUUGAGGUGCAACCUGAGCCAGGUUCUGCCCCAAUCAGACCCAUGACCCGGACUGUCCUGGUACCUGAGAAGAGCAUCAAUCUACAGUUUGUGGACAGAUAGUCCCAUGGAAGGAGACAGUCAUCAUCACCCUUUCUCUCAUCAUACGAGCUUGUUAGGCACAGGACCAAGAAAUGAAUAUUCCCCCUGAGGGCCGUCUAUCUGACCAAAGUGGUUAGAAUGACGAUAGCAAAAUGCUUGAGGCAGCCCUAAGGUGGAAGUAUGCCCUUGACACCAAGAACACCUAUUUGGCCCUUCUCCUGAUCAUAUCAUAUGCAGCCUUUAAGGACCAACUCAGAUUUUAACUAAUAAUGCUCGGUGGUCAAGGCAGGAUUCAACCACUGCCCCUUUGAGGCUUCCACAGUGCUCACUGGUGCUGUUGGCCAAGCAGUGGUGCAUCAGGGCUGUACCUGGUUGGUUCCCCUGGAUGUAAGCUCUCUGAAAGGAAGGAUGAGGCUUUAUUUGGCCUUUAUAUCCUGUCAGGGCCUACCCCUGACUGGAUGACAUGCUAUAGAGUCUCAUAUUGAGGCUGGACCCUGUGGCAAAAGGGGUAAAGCAGCUUACCAGACUUUCUUUAACUCUCUCCUUCCUUAUCUUGCCCCUGGGAAGGUGAGUCUGCCCCUGCCUGGCUUAUGAUUUUUUUAAAACUCUCCUUGGCUCUCUGGUUGCUGUUAUAUUGGCUUGCAUACCAUUUGGUUCCCAGGCAGAGACAUCUUUGGACCUGUCUUUCCACAAGCCUUCUAUUUACAUAUUGAAAUUUUUUAAUAUUCAGUUUUAAAAUAAAAGAAUAAAAUGUU